UUUGCCUCAUCUGGUCCUUUUAAGCCGGCACAUUUUGGAGGGAGGUCCCUGCGAAGCGUAUACAAACACUCAGUCAAGCAUCCACACUCACCCCCACACGCUGCACUAAUAGUCAGCAGAGGAUACACUCUUCACCCAUUCCUUCACACAGAACAGGAAGUUGAAGUGACCUGACAUCAAGAUGGCAACAAAGGGAGUCGGCAUGGCAAACAAGGGUCCAUCUUACGGGAUGAGCCGGCAGGUUCAGGAGAAGAUCGACAGCAAGUAUGACCCUGAGCUGGAGCAGAUCUUGGUAGAGUGGAUCAACCUCCAGUGUGGGUCCGGUGUGGGCAAGCCGGAGCCGGGAAAAAUGGGUUUCCAGGCUUGGCUUAAAGAUGGAUGCAUCCUGAGUGAGCUGAUCAACAGUCUGUUCCCCGGGGACAAGCCAGUGAAGAAGAUCCAGAGCUCUCCUAUGGCCUUCAAACAGAUGGAGCAGAUCUCCCAGUUCCUUAAUGCUGCUGAGAAGUACGGCGUUACCAAGACUGACAUGUUCCAGACUGUGGACCUGUGGGAAGGUAAGGACCUGGCGGCAGUGCAGAGGACCCUGUCAGCUCUGGGCAGCUUGGCUGUCACCAAGAACGAAGGCACCUACAGCGGAGACCCCAACUGGUUCUUCAAGAAGUCCAUUGAGAACAAACGCGACUUCACUGACGAACAGCUGAAGGCAGGGAAAAAUGUGAUUGGCCUACAGAUGGGGUCCAACAAGGGUGCCUCUCAGGAGGGCAUGAGCUAUGGAAGACCCAGACAGAUUCUCUGAAAUCACUGAGCCACAUUACCUAAAACCUCUACAGCCCCUCAACCCUCAUGCCCCUUACAACCGCUUAGAGCCCCAAAGCAUCUAAUCGGUUCGCUAAACCCCCUUUUCUGCUUCAGAACUCCACUAGUUGCAACAGUUCAGUCCCCAAACCUUCACCACCUCCAAGUACAACCCCCUAGUUUCAACACUUUUCCUGAACCCCUUACAUAGAUCCAUGCACUUGCCAACACUGCAAUGCUCACCCUGCUUUAUCCUUUUUGCUGCGAUUAGCAGCAGUCAAACUCAAUCUUUGUAGGCUUUAUAGUACCCUAAAUCCGGAACCAGCAAAUACAUGCAAUGAGUACACUUUCCUUGGACAUAAAACCCUGAGAAAAUCUCAUACCAAAGUCAAGCUGUUCCUUUCUCAUACAUUAAGUGGACUGGGAGAAAGAUUAAGAAGCAACAGUCAUGUGACAGAAAACUGACCACUGUUUUCAUAUCAUAGAAAACCAAUGUCUGAAUUAUGGCAUCUGCUCCUGACAUAUCCAAACUGGUUCUGGAGUGUGACUCAAACAUCAAGAUGUCUUAAGCGUACUUAGGGGACGCUCUUUGCAAAUUGAGUGGCGAUACAAACCAUGGCGUAUUAAUAUUUUGUCAGUUUACCUGUUGCAUUGAUCUAUUCUUACUUCUUGCAGAAUGCUAUGCCUGCUGUAUCAGCUCCAAUAUUUUUGUACAUUGUCUUAUUAAAUAAUGACUUUGAAAUACA
Molecule: messenger RNA, 1541 nt
Organism: Myripristis murdjan (pinecone soldierfish)
Lineage: Eukaryota; Metazoa; Chordata; Actinopteri; Holocentriformes; Holocentridae
Gene: tagln
Product: transgelin
Exons: 6
Coding region: 182-796 (204 amino acids)
Biological process (GO): actin filament organization
Cellular component (GO): actin cytoskeleton
Molecular function (GO): actin filament binding
Source: RefSeq, a predicted model, not a curated record